This is a messenger RNA of Cryptomeria japonica (Japanese cedar), 2322 nucleotides long. RefSeq names its product protein HOTHEAD. Gene Ontology annotation, molecular function: oxidoreductase activity, acting on CH-OH group of donors; flavin adenine dinucleotide binding. The transcript has 6 exons. The coding region runs from base 457 to 2088 and encodes 543 amino acids. The record is from RefSeq and is a predicted model, not a curated record. NCBI's taxonomy places the organism in Eukaryota, Viridiplantae, Streptophyta, Pinopsida, Cupressales, Cupressaceae.
CGAUUCUUAAAUGAUUAUAGAGUAGUUCGCCUAAUACUGUACUAAGUUACCCUCUCCAAAGCAGUUCGCAUUCAAUAUGGCGGGGACUCUAGAAGUUAGUUAGGUGCGUUCAGAGACUGUCGAAGAGGAGAUACGUUUGUUGAGAUGGAGAAAAUGGAUUGAAUGGCUUUCGGCGUCCACAAAUUUUCUUCUUAAGUUAUAUACCACUCAAUCUCCAUGGUUUUAAAAAUUCCAACAACGCAUUUGAUUACCCAUCUGGUUUUGCAUAAGACAGUAAGGUUUGAUAGUUUAAUGACAAGGUGCCCGCUAUAAUUAGGAGGGUUUCAUAUUUAACAAGAAUGAUUGAAACCUGCCAUAUUUAAGGAGAAUAUUUAUGUACUAACUAAUCUUGGAGCAACUGGAAUACAAAAGUGAGUAUAUUCUGUCUGAUUGUCUUCACACAGUAAGGCAGCUGAGAUGGGCAUUAAAGCAAGCACAGUGCUUAUAUUCCUUCUCCUCUUCCAUGACUUCCUCUGCAUCUCUGCAAAAGGAGGAAAACAUUCUUUUGUGAAAGAAGCCAAGAAGAGCGGGAAAUGGACGAAGUUGAAGUACGAUUAUAUAAUUGUCGGGGGAGGCACGGCAGGGUGUAGUCUGGCUGCCACUCUGUCUCAGAAUAUGUCUGUUCUUCUCUUGGAAAGAGGUGGAUCUCCAUUUGGUAACGAAAACAUAACGCAGAUUCAAAAUUUUCAUACAAAUUUGCUGGACUAUGAAUCGCCCCACUCGCCCACCCAGGAAGUUAUUUUUGAGGAUGGGGUGAUAAGUGCAAGAGCAAGAGUGUUGGGAGGAGCCACCUGUCUCAAUGCAGGAUUCUACACCCGAGCGAGUCCAAGUGAGGUGAGAGCCAUGGGACUAGAGGCACCCCUGGUAGAGCAGUCUUAUCGUUGGGUGGAAAGUAUGGUAGCCCAUCGGCCGCUCCCAAACGAAUGGCAGGUUUCAGUGGCGAAAGGUCUCACGGAGGCAGGCGUUUCUCCUUACAAUGGCUUCACAUAUGAUCACAUCCCCGGCACCAAGCUUGGUGGGACACUAUUUAAUAGCACCGGACAUCGCUCUACAGCUGCUGAUAUUCUUGUCCAAUCUGCCAAUCCAAGAAAACUUAAAGUUCUGUUGUAUGCAACAGUUCAACGCCUUCUUUUUGCUACCGAAGGAAAAACGAGGCCAAAAGCGAAUGGGGUUGUUUUCAGCAAUAGAGAUGGGUCUAAGCAUCGAGUCCUUUUGAAGGAAGGUAACAGUGAGGUCAUAAUCUCUGCAGGGGCUCUGGGGAGCCCACAGCUGCUUAUGCUGAGCGGAAUUGGGCCUGCAGAAGAAUUGAAGUCGAUGGGAAUACGAGUGAUAAUGGACCAUCCUGCAGUGGGGAAGGGCAUGGCUGAUAAUCCCUUGAAUUCAGUUUUCGUUCCCACUGCAAUUCCAAUCAGUAUGUCUCUCAUUCAGGUAGUGGGUAUCACCAAAUAUGGAACCUACAUAGAGGCAUCCAGUGGGUUUGGACCCACCGAUACGAAACUAGUGAAAAAUGAAGGAAUUAUUCUAGAGAAGGUGAACGGUCCACGUUCCAGAGGUUAUCUGAGAUUGAACAGUACCAAUGCUGAAGACAAUCCGGUUGUGAGAUUCAAUUAUUUCGAGCACCCGGUAGAUCUGCAGAGGUGUGUGGAAGGAAUAAAGACCGUCCAAAAGGUCAUAAUGUCCCAAUCUAUGAAAAAAUUCAUCUACCCCAACAUGAAUCUGACCCAGAUCAUGAGAUCAAGCUUUCAACAAAGAGUAAACCUGAUUCCUCGGAAAACAGAGGACUGUGAAUCAAUAGAGCAGUACUGUAAGGACACUGUCACAUCAAUUUGGCAUUAUCAUGGAGGAUGUCAGGUGGGUAGUGUUAUUGAUGGAGAUUAUAGACUGAUUGGAGCAGAUGGUGUUCGAAUCAUUGAUGGAUCCACUUUUAAUUUCUCUCCAGGAACUAACCCUCAGGCUACUGUGAUGAUGCUUGGAAGAUACAUGGGAGUGAAGAUUCUGACAGAACGAUUGGACUCAUUGGCAAAAGUAAAUUUGCAGCAUCCCACAUAGCUUUUAUACCAUAUUCACCAUUGAUAUUCUCUUUAUACUGUAGAAGUUGGGUGUGUAUUGCACCACUUAAGGUGGUGCUUUCAUAGCCUUUCAUAGCUUCACCACUCUUACUUUUUGUUCAAUUAUUAAAAUAAAUGGCAAGGAGAAAAACACUCCUUAGUCACCAGCCCAGUUGGUGGAGAUGGUUCUAAGGUUUAUAUUAUUUAAUUAAUAAAAGAUUUUAUUUAUUUAUUA